AGCUUGCUCCGCCUCUGUGGCGUUCCCAUAGCAACCAGCAAGCGCAGAGCCUCAUGGCGGGUUGUUUACAGUCGCCUUUUGCUCUCUCCUCGAGGCCUGCAGUUAGAUCCCGUUUGGGGCUGUGAUGGAUAUUACAAGGGGAAGCUUGGAUGAAAUUUCAAGGCCAGCAUCUAACUCAAGAAUCAAUAAUGGAAGCAAAGUUUUAAGCACCUCUUUAGAGGUUUUAACACCAGAGCCAAACCUGCCCAAGGUUGGUUUUUACAAUAAUUACACAGAAGAUAAGUCUGAAAAUGUUUAUGAGCAAGGAGAGAAAGAUGGAAUUAAAAAAUUGAAAAGCUCACAAGAAAUACCUGAAGAAAAAGCUAACAAUGAUUUCCAGUUGGUGAUACAAAAUGAAAAUAAGGUAGAAGAAUGUUCUUCAAGCUCAAUGGAUUCCGAAAAUGAUUGUACUGAAAAUCAACUAUAUAGAUGCAGCAGUGCUCCUCAGAAGAAAAUAGCUAAAUUACAGAAAGUGACAGCCAAGUCUACGAACACAGGAGAUUCUAAGGAGAAAGAUGUAGAUCUCCUCGUCCUGAAUGCUAUCAAGAAGAUGAAAAGGUUGGACCAGAUAUUGGCAAAUAAGCAGUCUCAAGAAAGAGCUAUUAAAAAGCAAGGCAAAGAACUGAGAAGAAAACUCUGGGAAGAAUUUCAGUCCACAACAUCUCGAAAUUCUACAGUGAUUACAGAAGAGGGAGAAAACACUAGCAGAUUUUUGGCUUUGGCAUCACCAUUACCAGAAACACUAGAUUCUGCUGCUGUUGAAGAAGAUGAAGUGUUUGUUAGUCUGUUUCACACACAGAUCAAUCCAGAAAGUUAUGCACACAGUGGAAGAGAAACCAAGCAAGAUUGUUUAAGUGAAGACAGAACAAGAAGCACAAUGAAGACAAUAGAAAACAUGCAUCAAAAAAGUGAAGCAAGCUAUAAACAUUAUCCUGAUUUUAUUAAAAAGAACAUAGAGCUAGCCAAAGAUGCAGCCAAUCAAGUGGUUAUGCUGGAAGAAGAAAAGAAAAGGCUUGCAGAGUUACUCAGAGAUACUGAAGAGGAGACAAAUGAACUUCACGUCAUUGAGGAAGGAGUAAUGGCGUGUUUAGUACCAGGUGAAGGAUACACACCCGAACCAGUGGAAUAUUACCACCUUACAGAAAUCAGUGCUAAACUCAAAGCAGUCAUCUCUGAUGGAGAUUUUGCGGCUGUUGAUAAUUCUUCUUUAGAAGUCCCAAGUCAGGUUUAUCAGGAAUCUUUGGCUUAUGCAAAUAGAAAGCUGGAAACAAUUCCAGGUGAAAAGGUCUUAAGAGACACUAAAGAAGAACGUGAUCAGCAAAACCGUCUUAAAGAGAUUGACCAGCAGCUGAAAAUCUUAGAAGAGACUGCUGAAGUAUUGCCGUAUGUGUCAAAAGAGCAGCUUAAUGCACUCCUGAAAGAAUGUGUACAAACCCCAAGAAGAGAAGACAGCCACCCCCGGGUAAAAUCUCAGGAUCUUUUUCUUGAGAGAGUGACUCCCAAUUCUGACAUGCUGGGAAACUCCAUUCUGGACUCCAGAAAUGAACUGUUAGAUGAUGUCCAAAGUGAGGAAAUGGUAGAAGACCAAAAGGUGAUUAGAGCUGAACAUGAAGAUAUAUGUCUGAAUGAUGUGAUGGAAACUUCUGACUCUAACGGCAGCAUAGCAUUGAUAGAAUCUCACCUGGCAGAGACAAAAGAAAACAACCAAGAAAGCCAAGAGAAGUCAGUACAUAAUAGUAGCUUUGAAGGUUACUACAUGGCAAAAGCACUGAGCCCAGACAAGCCGAAAAAACCCUCCUUUCUUGAUGAACCUUUUUAUUGUAUCAGCAUGAACAAUGAACUAUCCACAGAUGUCGACAUUCCUAGCAUGCCACUGAAAAUUGGAGGAGAUGAAGAGAUGGAUGAAGAUAUGCAUGAAGACAUAUAUGCUUCCCAGCUUAACCAGCAUUGGUAAAAUCAGUAUCUUCAGUUCUUGAUUUGUGUAAUUAUGGUUAUUUCAUCAUUCAUGUUUGCACUGCAAGCAUUUCUUUUUCCAUAAAAUAUAUUCUCAGAGAGUGAAUUCUCUUUGUUGUGCUUUGUUGUUGCAUUUGGUAAUUUGAAUAACUCAUCUAAAUAAAAUCACUUUAUAGUUAAUUUCUAAAAUCAUCUGAUUAAUCUCUUUAAUUGACUUACAUGUAAAAUAGACUUGGGACAUAAUAGAUAUGAAGAUGCUCCUGGAACAUCACUACACAGAGUAGAGCUGUGGCUUUAUGUUAGUGAAAAUAGCGUUCAUUUUCUUUCUAAUAAACUAAAAUUGAAAAUUAUUUUUGCAAAAUCACCUGAAUAGGUCAUAUGCAAAUCAUGGUAUGCUAAAAUUGUGGGUGUUUUGUCCUUGAAUCGUGCAUUCCUGCUAUUUGGAAUGGUCAGGACAUAAUCAUUUCUGUUUGUUUUGGGAAGGUGAUUAAUAAAAAGUUCUGAGGAAUGUAUUCUUCAGUAAACAUAAGAACAA
This is a messenger RNA of Anolis sagrei ordinatus, 2527 nucleotides long. It is a transcript of the gene FSIP1, whose product is annotated as fibrous sheath interacting protein 1. The record is from RefSeq and is a predicted model, not a curated record. NCBI's taxonomy places the organism in Eukaryota, Metazoa, Chordata, Lepidosauria, Squamata, Anolidae.